CAUCCCAUCUCUUUUCUUGCAUUUUCCUUGCGUUUUCAUUUCAUUCUUCUUCUUUUUCUCCAAGUUGGGUAUUUGUUAAUUAAGUUGAAAUUUUGAGCAAUGGCGGAUCUGGCUAUCACCCGUGUUCAGAGCCUUCGUGAGCGGCUGGAAGAGACUCUCAAGGCUCACCGGAAUGAGAUUCUGGCCCUUCUCACUAGGAUUGAGGCUAAGGGCAAAGGAAUCCUUCAGCAACCUCAAAUUGUUUUGGAAUUCGAAGCCAUCCCUGAAGGACCCAGGAAGAAGCUUGAGAAUUCAGUGUUUGGUGAAGUGCUCAAGUCUAGCCAGGAAGCGAUUGUGUUGCCUCCAUGGGUGGCACUCGCCGUUCGUCCAAGGCCUGGUGUGUGGGAAUACAUCAGAGUGAAUGUCCACGCUCUGGUCGUGGAGGAGCUCCGCGUGGCUGAGUACCUCCACUUCAAGGAGGAGCUCGUCGACGGAACCCUGAACGGUAACUUUGUGCUUGAGUUGGAUUUUGAGCCAUUCACUGCGACUUUCCCUCGCCCAACCCUUGAGAAGUACAUAGGUGACGGUGUUGAGUUCCUCAACCGCCACCUUUCGGCAAAGCUCUUCCAUGACAAGGAGAGCCUCCACCCACUUCUUGAAUUCCUCAGAGUUCACUGCCACAAGGGCAAGAACAUGAUGCUGAAUGACAGAAUUCAGAAUCUGAAUUCUCUCCAAUAUGUUCUGAGAAAGGCUGAGGAGUAUCUUGCCUCACUUCCUUCAGAAACUCCAUACUCCACCUUUGAACACAAGUUUCAGGAAAUUGGUUUGGAGAGAGGAUGGGGUGACACUGCAGAGCGUGUGCUAGAGAUGAUCAGGCUCCUUUUGGACCUUCUCGAGGCACCUGAUCCCUGCGCUCUGGAAAAUUUCCUUGGAAGGAUUCCCAUGGUCUUCAAUGUUGUGAUCCUUACUCCUCACGGUUACUUUGCUCAAGACAAUGUCUUGGGAUACCCUGACACUGGUGGCCAGGUUGUUUAUAUCUUGGAUCAAGUUCGUGCACUGGAGGAAGAGAUGCUUCUCCGAAUCAAGCAGCAAGGACUCAACAUUACUCCACGCAUUUUGAUUAUUACCCGUCUCCUCCCUGAUGCUGUUGGAACAACUUGUGGUCAGAGGCUAGAGAAAGUAUAUGGCACCAAGUAUUCAGAUAUCCUCCGAGUACCCUUCAGAACUGAGAAGGGAAUUGUACGUAGAUGGAUCUCAAGAUUUGAAGUCUGGCCUUACUUGGAAACUUACACUGAGGAUGUUGCUGCCGAAAUUGCCAAGGAGUUACAGGGUAAGCCAGAUCUGAUUGUUGGAAACUACAGUGAUGGGAACAUUGUUGCCUCUUUGCUAGCACAUAAGUUGGGGGUUACUCAGUGCACAAUUGCUCAUGCACUUGAGAAGACUAAGUAUCCAGAUUCAGACAUCUACUGGAAAAAACUUGAUGAUAAAUACCACUUCUCUUGCCAGUUCACAGCUGAUCUCAUCGCCAUGAAUCAUACCGAUUUCAUCAUCACCAGCACCUUCCAAGAGAUUGCCGGAAGCAAGGACACUGUUGGUCAGUAUGAGAGCCACACUGCUUUCACCAUGCCGGGUCUCUACCGAGUUGUUCAUGGGAUUGAUGUGUUUGAUCCCAAAUUCAACAUUGUCUCCCCUGGUGCUGAUAUGAGCAUCUACUUCCCUUACACUGAGGAGAAACGUAGGUUGAAGCAUUUCCACCCUGAGCUUGAAGAGCUCCUAUAUAGCUCUGUUGAGAAUGAAGAACACUUAUGUGUUCUUAAGGAUCGUAGCAAGCCAAUUCUCUUUACAAUGGCAAGGCUUGAUCGUGUAAAGAACUUGACAGGACUUGUAGAAUGGUAUGGAAAGAAUGCCAAGCUCCGUGAAUUGGUUAACCUUGUUGUGGUAGGAGGAGAUAGGAGAAAGGAGUCCAAGGAUUUGGAAGAGAAGGCUGAGAUGAAGAAGAUGUUCGAACAUAUUGAAAAAUACCAGCUGAACGGACAAUUCAGAUGGAUUUCAUCCCAAAUGAACCGUAUACGGAAUGGUGAACUAUACCGCUACAUUUGUGACACCAAAGGAGCAUUUGUGCAGCCUGCAUUGUAUGAGGCCUUUGGACUUACCGUCGUUGAGGCCAUGACCUGUGGAUUGCCUACAUUCGCCACUUGCAAGGGUGGCCCUGCUGAGAUCAUAGUCCACGGUAAAUCUGGCUACCACAUUGAUCCUUACCAUGGCGACCAGGCUGCUCAGAUCCUUGUGGACUUCUUCGACAAGUGCAAGAGUGAUCCAACUCACUGGGACAAGAUCUCUCUCGGUGGAUUGAAACGUAUUGAGGAGAAGUACACAUGGAAAAUUUACUCCGAGAGGCUGCUUACUCUGACCGGCGUCUAUGGCUUCUGGAAGCACGUCUCCAACCUUGACCGCCUUGAGAGCCGCCGCUACCUUGAAAUGUUCUAUGCUCUCAAAUACCGCAAACUGGCGGAAACUGUUCCUUUGGCUGUUGAGGACUGAGGAGAAAGCUUGGCAGAGGAUUUGAUCCAUCCCCCUGGAGUUUUU
Rubroshorea leprosula is the source of this 2565-nucleotide messenger RNA. Lineage: Eukaryota; Viridiplantae; Streptophyta; Magnoliopsida; Malvales; Dipterocarpaceae. The record is from the annotation of a GenBank genome assembly.